Xyrauchen texanus (razorback sucker) is the source of this 1868-nucleotide messenger RNA. RefSeq names its product histone acetyltransferase KAT5. Bases 42 to 1655 code for a protein of 537 amino acids. The record is from RefSeq and is a predicted model, not a curated record. Gene Ontology annotation, biological process: regulation of DNA-templated transcription. The transcript has 15 exons. Gene Ontology annotation, molecular function: histone acetyltransferase activity. NCBI's taxonomy places the organism in Eukaryota, Metazoa, Chordata, Actinopteri, Cypriniformes, Catostomidae.
CUUCGAGCUGCAUCCCAUAAUUCAGUGUUCUCGAUAAAAAUAUGGCGGACCCCUCGGUUGAUGUAGUUGAAGGCUGUCGUCUACCUGUUCUGCGAAAAAACCAAGAAAAUGAAGACGAAUGGCCUUUGGCAGAAAUUCUCAGUGUCAAAGAGAUUCCUGGUAGAAAGCUCUAUUAUGUCCACUAUAUUGACUUCAAUAAGAGGCUGGACGAAUGGGUUACACCGGAUCGGCUGGACUUGAAGAAGCUCCAGUUUCCAAAAAAAGAGGCAAAGACUCCCACAAAGAACGGCCUUCCUGGGUCUCGCCCCAGCUCCCCAGAGAGAGAUGUGAGGAAGAGUCUAGAUCUCAACGGUCAGUCUGCAUCAGCUCCUUCAAGAGGCAAAUCCCUCCCCACACCGAAGAGGAAAGCUGAAUCGGUCUCUUUGGCAACACAAGUUACUGCAGCAACUCCAGUGCCUUCACUUCCUGGUCCUGCCGAGGCUAGUCAAGCCUCUGUGUACCCAGCAAUGAGAGACCCCUCUUACAGCAUUAAAAGAGAAGAGCAUGAACCGCUCAUCUCACUCACCACGAAUGGCACAGCACGUCGUCUUAUUCCUUCUCAGCCAGGGAGAAAAAGGAAAAAUUGUGGAGGGACAGAUGAGAUGGUAAAGGUGUUCCAGAAUAACAGCCCCCACUGCUCAACCAUCUAUUUGCUGCCAGGAGAGGACUCCCAGGAUAGUUCUGAUGGAAUCCCCUCUGCCCCACGUAUGACUGGUAGCUUGGUGUCAGACCGCAGUCACGACGACAUCGUGACACGGAUGAAGAACAUAAAUUGUAUCGAGCUGGGUCGGCACAGGCUGAAGCCCUGGUACUUUUCUCCAUACCCACAGGAACUCACCUCACUCCCCAUUCUCUACCUAUGUGAAUUCUGUCUCAAAUACCUCAAGAGCCUCAAAUGUCUCCAGAGGCACUUGACAAAAUGCAACCUUCGGCACCCCCCUGGAAAUGAGAUCUACCGCAAAGGAACUAUCUCCUUUUUCGAAAUAGAUGGCAGAAAAAACAAGGCAUAUUCUCAAAAUUUGUGUUUAUUGGCCAAAUGCUUCUUGGACCAUAAGACCCUUUACUAUGACACAGAUCCUUUCCUUUUCUAUGUUAUGACUGAGUACGACUCAAAGGGAUUCCACAUCGUUGGCUACUUCUCCAAGGAGAAGGAAUCAACAGAAGACUAUAAUGUGGCCUGUAUUCUGACUUUACCACCUUACCAGAGAAGAGGCUAUGGCAAGCUACUAAUUGAAUUCAGUUAUGAGCUCUCAAAGGUGGAAGGAAAGACAGGUACUCCGGAAAAGCCUCUGUCUGAUCUGGGCCUGCUUUCCUACCGAUCAUACUGGUCGCAAACCAUUCUGGAGAUCCUCAUGAGCCUCAAAUCAGAGAAUGGAGAAAGACCCCAGAUCACCAUCAAUGAAAUUAGUGAGAUCACAAGUGUCAAGAAAGAAGAUGUGAUAUCUACUCUCCAAUACCUCAACCUCAUCAAUUAUUAUAAGGGUCAGUAUAUCCUCACACUGUCUGAGGACAUAGUGGAAGGUCAUGAGCGGGCCAUGCAGAAACGACUUCUCCGCAUUGAUCCCAAAUGUUUGCAUUUCACUCCUAAAGACUGGAGCAAGAGAGGCAAGUGGUAAAGUACAGACUAAGGAGGACUGCUGGCACCUAACUACCAUGCCAAGACAUGUUCGAAAGUAAAUUCAACACACAAAUUGUAAAUAAUAUUGUGUAAGUACUUGUUAUUUUUAUAUAUAGAUAUAUAAGUACAUGUUUAAAGAUCCUGAUGAUUGAGUCAAGAUGCAAUUGAAUGUGUCAUUUAUGUGCAAUUAAAAGUGUUUUUGGAGCCAGUG